Molecule: messenger RNA, 2463 nt
Organism: Protopolystoma xenopodis
Lineage: Eukaryota; Metazoa; Platyhelminthes; Monogenea; Polystomatidea; Polystomatidae
Source: the annotation of a GenBank genome assembly
AUGCUUGAGGAAUGUCACAAUGAAGUUAAUUUAGAAGAGCAAAUACGAUCUGACAAAUGCGCUCAAUUCUGCAAACUUAUUAAUUCUGAUGUAUGCAUGACUAUCACAGAGGAAGGAGCUGAUGUAUUCUCAUAUUUUCGUGAACAGAGCAAUCUAAUGACUCAAAAGUCCUGCAUGGAAAAGUGGCUUAUUAGUCUCUUAAACUCAGCAGAUUUUGUCUCGUUCUAUACACAAUACAUACAAUUGCUCGUUGAAAAAAAGAAUGGGUCUAAUUAUUUGGCUGACCCUAGAUGCAGAGCAGUAACGAAUUUUAUUAAGCUUCAUAUGUUAACAUGGAACGCAACUGACAAGUCAGAAGAAUUAUGCUACAGGCUUGUAACAGCCUCGACAACCAUGGCUUUAAUUCAUCUUAUCAAGCAGCCUGAGCUGGAACCAACAAUAUGCUUUCGUCAGAGGAACGUUUCAAUGCUUUUACACUCUGCUGUAGGCAUUCUUAACAAUGUUAUUAAUCACUUACCAAAUGAGCGCAGCAAAUUUCGGGAAGAAGGAAUCGUACAAGCAUUAAUGCUCAUAGUCAAAUAUGACUCGCUUCAUUCUCAUGAUUUUUAUGCAGAUCAUGUUCUCCAAAAAUUGCAUCUCCCAUUUAAAACAGCAUCUCUUUUAUUAUUGGCUUUUAUGGUAGACGAAAAAGAAAAUGAUAUUCUCAAUGAUACGGACGGCCAUAUAAUAUAUUUAAUUGCUAUCGUGAAAGAUGCACUCUUAAAUGAAGAAACCUUGUUUUCUGUCAAUUAUGGAUAUAAUGCAGAUGAACUAUUUUAUCGUCUCAAGCACUUGGCAGGUCCCGAUAGUAAUAAAGAAAUCUUGGUCAAAAAUGGUAUCAUAGGUGCCAUUAAAUCGGCGCUAGAUAUCUCGCUUAAGCAAGAAAGAGCAUCUAUAACUCGUGAUAAUGCUGAAACAAGUUAUAAGAAAUACCGUAACCUAGCCUUGGUAUCUCUUGAUUUGUUAUGGUCCCUCAGCUUCAUGGAAAUCACCCAUCAACACCUCGCAUGUGGUACGGACUUUAGACGAAUUUGUGACCAUUUUGCUGAAAGUCCAUUGUGGCAAGGACCAUGCAAACUAGCUGCUACUGGCAUUUUAUGGAAUCUUAAAUGCGCAGAGAAUAUAAGUACAUCCAACAGCUCCCCUGCCCAUUUAAUUAAAUUGAUGGGCUCUGAUCGAUCUAUCGGUAAGGCUGAUGGACACGUCAUGAUCAGUUAUCAGCAUAGUACUCAGCAUAUAAUGAGCCUGGUUAAAGAUGCUCUUGAAAGACGGGGCUACAAAGUAUGGAUGGACAUCGAUCACAUGCGUGGCUCUUUUGUUGACGCCAUGGCGGAUGGAAUACAGCGUUCUGCAGCUCUUGUGCUAGGGAUCAGCCAAGCUUUUAAAAACUCACCUCAUUGCCGCCAGGAAGUGAGAUAUGCUUAUUCACUGGGCAUCCCACUGGUACCUCUCGUCCUUGAGCCAAACUUUCGUUCUGAUGGUUGGCUCGGCCUCCUAUUGGCCACUAUUUUAAUGCAUCCCCUCACAGGUCAUGAAGAUCUAGAAAGAGCAGCAAACUGGCUAGAGGAUCAGUUGGGCGACCGCGGCCGCCAUCAAAAUGCCCCCUCAGAGGCACCCGUAUCUAUCCUCGAGUCCGGAUCUGAGGUUGCACAAGUUCCAUCCGGGGCAUUUUCGGAGCCCGUGUCCCAAUCUAUCACCGUCGACAGUCACUUCGGCCACUUGGGCAUAUGCGCCGCCAAUCAUGUAGUUGAUUAUGAGGUAAUUCAGCCAUUGGACACUAAUAGUAACAGAUUGGUCGUGUCUGGAGCGAAGAUCGCGUCUGUCAAUUCGUUUCCGAGCUAUCUUACCACGACACACUCAGAAAGAAGCAACUUAAUACAGCAAUGCUAUGAAGUCCCUAACAAAUACCCCUGUAAUAACUUGGAUUUUUCCCUAUCUACGACCAUAGGUCAGGAAAUUCCGGCCCUUUCGGUCGCCAACGGCAUUCAGCCUCUAUUACCUGUGUCUUCUCUAGCUAACGGAAUGGUUGUAACUACUAACUCCGAUUUGCCCGUCAAUCUGGCUAGUUUCUACUCGCCUUCUUCCUCUAACCAUGGAUUCUCCUCCUGGCAAUGCUUCACUAUACUGUUCUAUUCCCGUAGCUACACCAUUUCGUCUGAAGGAGCAAAGGCAACUCCACAAACUCUAUCCACAGUCGAUUUCCCCAAUUGGACCAGCACUGAAGUGGUUGACUGGCUUUCUCAACACAAGCUUUCCUCAUUUUUGCCUCGUCUAGCUGGUCUUGAUGGCCGUCUCCUCGUUGAGUUAGUUUAUCUUCGCCUUCAUGCCCCGGAAGGCCUGAUGACCAUUUUGUCUUCCGACCUCGGCAUGGGCCUCAUUGAUCGCUUGCGUUUGCUCGCUGCUCUUGCCGAUCUCGCGAAAUAA